AUGGCACAAGCAACUGUAUAUAAGAGCCAGACUCUCUCCUGUUCAGUACCUCAGACUGACAUUGAGAAGGAAGAAGAGAAGAUAAUUCUGCAACAGAUUAUCAUCUUAGACAUCUGCAUCAACUUCACCAUGAAGAUGCUAGCUGUGUCUGUACUUGUUGCCAUGAUGGCUCUGACUCAUGGUGCUGACUCAGAGGUCGCUCCUGCGACAGAACCAACAGUUGAAGAACAAGAAGGAAAAUCUCUGUCUGGAUCAGGCCUAACUCAUUUGAAAGAUGAGGACGAACCUUUAAGUGGAUCAGGAGAGGAACAGGCAGUACCUGGGACAGAAUCAACCGUUGAAGAACAUGCAGAGAGUGGAAAUGGGACAGAUGGACCUACAAAUGGAAAACAUGUUGUUGUCAAGAGAGCCACAUAUUGUCCCUGUGGUUGGUCUCAGCACAGAAAUCGCUGUUUCCGCUACUUUUCGAGAACCCUGACUUGGGCUGCGGCGCAGAGAUACUGUCUGAAACUGGGUGCAAACCUAGCCUCUGUGCACAGAAGCUCUGAGGAGACUUUUAUUAGGAAAUUGACAAACUACAACCGAGCGUGGAUCGGAGGCUCUGAUGCACAAACGGAUGGUUAUUGGCUCUGGAUUGAUGGGACACGUUUCAAUUAUUCACACUGGUGUAAAGGAGAGCCAAAUAACUAUUUGGGCAAGCAGCAUUGUCUGAGAAUUAAUUGGGGAGUUUCAAAGUGCUGGGAUGACGGUUGGUGCAACUACCGUCACGGUUUUGUCUGUGCCGGAAUCCCCUGAUGACUCCUGGACAAACACAGAGGCAUGAAAUACCUGUCAAAAGCACAAACAGUGGAGGAUGUAUCUGUCUUUGUGUCAUUGGUCUCAUACAUAACCUGAAGUCUUCAUAACUCAAAUCAAACCUGAAUAUCUUUGCUAUCGCUGUAACGCUACACAAAGAAGAGACAAGUGACAUAAACAGGAGCUGCUUCUUAGGCCUUGUGCUUUUGAUAGCAGAUUGAAUGGUUAUGAAAAGAAUGGCUUUUGCACAACUUUAUUCUGCAGUGAUCUGUCUUUAUAUAAUUAAUCAUUAAUCAUUAAAAAGGCUCAAGCAUUGAAACAA
Dicentrarchus labrax (European seabass) is the source of this 1117-nucleotide messenger RNA. Its product is annotated as galactose-specific lectin nattectin-like. Lineage: Eukaryota; Metazoa; Chordata; Actinopteri; Moronidae. The record is from RefSeq and is a predicted model, not a curated record. The coding region runs from base 1 to 795 and encodes 264 amino acids. The transcript is spliced from 11 exons.